Molecule: messenger RNA, 1791 nt
Organism: Sclerotinia borealis F-4128
Lineage: Eukaryota; Fungi; Ascomycota; Leotiomycetes; Helotiales; Sclerotiniaceae
Source: the annotation of a GenBank genome assembly
AUGAAGAUCUCAAAUCGUAUUUCUCUUAUUGCCGGAUUGGUAGGUGGAGUUUUGGGUGCGGUGGAUGAUAGCUGGAUUAGUGAGCAGUGGGAUGCUAUAAUUGUGGGAGCUGGUCCUGCUGGUAUCGUUGUUGCUUCGCGUCUUUCAGAAGCAGGUCUUAAGACUUUGUUACUUGAAGGUGGUGGACUUUCAUAUGGAAUUACGGGUGGGGAUUUGGAUUCUAGGAGACCGGAAUGGUUGAGUGGCACAAAUCUCACGAGAGUUGAUGUACCGGGACUUUACAAGUCGAUCUUCGCUGAUGGAGGAAACCUCACAUGUGGAGCGGAAGUAAAUGCUUAUGGAGGAUGUACCAUUGGAGGAAGUUCGGCGAUCAAUGCUGGACUAUUCUUUGAGCCUCCGGCUUCGGAUUGGGAUCUAUACUUCCCUGCUGAGUGGAACUCUACCAACAUGGAUGGUGCAAUCCAACGUCUAUAUGAUACUCAACCAUCGACUAAUCUCACAUCUCGAGACGGCAUCCGCUAUCUUCAAACAGGAUAUGAUGCUGCGAGAAAGUGGUUGGUAGAUGGAUUGGGCUACAAGGACGUUGACAUCAAUGCUCAAGCCGAUGAUAAGACGAAAGUAUUCGGUUAUCCCAUCUUUGAUUAUUCCAACGGGCAAAGAGGUGGUCCCGUCACUACCUAUCUCCAAUCUGCUCUGCAACGCAACAAUUUCCGUCUCCAAAGCGGAGUCCGCGUAGUACGUGUUGAGAGAGAUGGAGAUACCGCCACCGGCGUCACAGCCAUGAUCAACGGUGUCGAAACCAUCAUUUCAGUCACGCCAACCGGAAGAGUAGUAUUAUCAGGAGGAGCAGUCCAAAGUCCCUCACUCCUCAUGUACUCCGGAAUCGGCGAUGCAGAAAACCUCUCCAAACUAUCUGCUGCCGGAAAAUUAUCCGCCAAUCUCACCAGUGGCGAAUGGAUAAACUCCACAGCCAUUGGAGCCGGUCUAUUCGAUAACCCAAACACAUUCAUCGAACUCCAAAGCGCUUCCCUUGAAUCAAAAAUUUAUUCCUACGAAUCACCUCCUACCAACGAUUCAGCCCUCUACCUCGAUUCCCGCAGCGGACCCUACACCUUCGCGUCCGAAACAUCCGUCUUCUGGACCACCAUCACCCACGACGACGGAAGUAUCACCGGAGUCCAAGGAACCAUCGAUUCAUCCGGCUACUCGGAUUUCAACAACGACAACACCAUCACGCUCAACAUAUACGGAACAUCGGGACUCCUCUCCACCGGCUCCGUCAUCCUCGACUCCAACUUCAUCCCCGGCCCCUCCGACAACAUCUACUACUCGAAUCCACGCGACGCCCUCGACAUCUCAACCUUCAUCUACGACAUCUUCCGCGGUCUGCCUUCCGCAGGCCUCACACCCAUGAACAUUGCGCAAAAUUCCACACGGGGCGAAAUCGAAACGUAUAUCACGACGGCCUCGGCUUAUGCGCGUGGAACGGUUAAUCAUUGGAGUAGCAGUUGUCGAUUUGGAGCUUGUGUUGAUAGUAAUACGACGGUUAUGGGGAUGGGGAAUGUUCAUGUGGUGGAUGCGAGUAUUUUGGCGCCGGUUACGGUUAAUCCGCAGUUUGCGGUUAUGGCGGCGGCGGAGAGGGCUAGUGAGUUGAUUCUUGGGGUGGCGGGGGUCGAGUGUAAUUUUUGUGGGGAGAAGGAUGUGAAGGAUGUAAGUGUUGGUGCUGGUGCGGGGUAUGGCGCUUAUGGUGCUUAUGGCGCGUAUGCGAGUUAUGGGAGUUAUAAAGAGUGA